Diospyros lotus (date-plum) is the source of this 655-nucleotide messenger RNA. RefSeq lists its product as uncharacterized. Gene Ontology annotation, cellular component: mitochondrion; MICOS complex; mitochondrial inner membrane. Bases 137 to 412 code for a protein of 91 amino acids. The record is from RefSeq and is a predicted model, not a curated record. The transcript is spliced from 3 exons. NCBI's taxonomy places the organism in Eukaryota, Viridiplantae, Streptophyta, Magnoliopsida, Ericales, Ebenaceae.
ACGAACAGAACCCAACUCUCGACGAUCAAGCCAUCGAGAGAGCAUCAGUGCCACACACUUAAAUCAACGCCAGCCCGAGUCUCGAACCGAAUCGAAGGAAACCAGGGCGGAACAGAAGAAGAAGAAGAGGAAGACAAUGGCUGAAAAUAAGCAGUUGGAUCUGAACGCAAAGUGGGAUGCCUAUCUCGAUUUGGGUCUCCGCCGCUUCGCUUACUCCUCCUUGGCCGGUGCCAUCGGUGGUCUCUUGCUCUUCAGGAGCCCUGUAACACGUUGGGCAUCUUUGGCUUUUGGUGCUGGAGUGGGUAUUGGGUCAGCAUACACAGAGUGCUCAUACAAGUUUGAUGGAUCUCCUGCAAAGCUAUCCACCCCCACAAUUUCAGAUACUCCAGCUUCUCUAGAUGGACAGGAAUGAGUGCAUAAAGUCGUCGUGUUCUUGGAUACCAAACUGAACUUUCUGGGCUUUCAAUUCUUUCUAACUUUUGGCUUUUUUUCGGAUGUUGCAAUAAUCAUGUAAUGCAACGAAUGACCUGGAGCCUGGGGGGGAGGGGGGAAGAGAGAGAGAGAGACAUCACAAGCCUUAAUCCUGUCUAGGGUUGGCCAUAUAAAUUUUACUUAUUUCAACCAUCUCUAUUCAUGAUUAUAUAUUUUCUGUAUC